This is a messenger RNA of Triticum dicoccoides, 1287 nucleotides long. RefSeq names its product protein PELPK1-like. Lineage: Eukaryota; Viridiplantae; Streptophyta; Magnoliopsida; Poales; Poaceae. The transcript is spliced from 2 exons. The record is from RefSeq and is a predicted model, not a curated record. The coding region runs from base 80 to 880 and encodes 266 amino acids.
CGCAAAGCAACGAAACAAGUAGUGCAAGAGAGCAACUGAGUACGUAGUAACCGACGGUCACGCGCGCGCGCGCGCACCCAUGGCCUCCACGCCGACGAGCUUCGUGGCCGUGGCGCUCCUCAUGGCCGUCAUGCUCAGCACGUGCGGUGCUGCGCGCCUCCUCGCCGACAUCCCGACCUUGCCCGAGCCGACGCUGCCGACCUUGCCCCCGGUCGUUCCCACGGUCCCUGCCCUGCCAGGCGGCGUCGUGCCGACCGUGCCGGAAGUGCCGACGGUGCCGCUGCCAACAGUACCCAGCGGCGUCGUGCCAACCAUCCCGACGGUUCCCACCGUGCCGGAGGUGCCGACGGUGCCCACCGUGCCAGGUGUGCCGGCGGUGCCGCUGCCAACAGUACCCGGCGGCGUAGUGCCGACCGUGCCGACGGUGCCCACCGGGCCAGGUGUGCCGGCGGUGCCGUUGCCAACAGUACCCGGUGGCGUAGUGCCGACCAUCCCGACGGUUCCCACCGUGCCGGAGGUGCCGACGGUGCCCACCGUGCCAGGCGUGCCGGCGGUGCCGCUGCCAACAGUACCCGGCGGCGUAGUGCCAACAGUGCCAACCGUGCCAGGCGUGCCAACGUUGCCUCUGCCGCCGAUGCCGUCCAUCCCCAGCUUGCCUAACUUGCCACUGCCACCGAUGCCGUCCAUCCCCGGCGACCUGCCCAAGCUGCCGGUGCCUCUGCCGCCGAUGCCGUCCCUUCCCGACCUGCCCAAGGUGCCACUGCCGCCGAUGCCAUCCCUACCGGACCUGCCCAAGGUGCCACUGCCCCCGAUGCCGUCCAUCCCUGGCGUGCCUAAGAUACCACUGCCAUCUGUUCCGGGUGUGCCGGCCGUGCCGUAGUUCCUCCUCAGCCGACGCACUAAAGGAGUAGAGGUACGUCAUGACCGUGCAUGCACGGGUGUGGGUGCCUGUGGGUGGUCGUUGUUGCCCUACACGAUUUACGAGGGUAAUAUAACUUUGACUUGAUAACAUUUGUUUGAGCACAACAUGUAUAAGUCAGUACGUGCAGGUAGAGAGAGAGAGAAAAAAAGUAAAGUACUCUCUUGUGUGCGUGUGGUCUAUUUGCAAGUGAGUGUGGUGUGGUCCCUUUAUGUGGUUGGAGUCAUUCUUUGUAUAGGCUACGGGUAUUGCUCCAUUUUGUACGUGUGUGCACUGUAUAUUGUUUUCUUUUCACUUGUAUCAACAUACGCACUAUUGAUGUGGGUAUCAUAAGUUUCAAAAGCUUGGCUUUACGUAUGUAUGUCAAA